Cyprinodon tularosa is the source of this 1230-nucleotide messenger RNA. RefSeq lists its product as uncharacterized. The record is from RefSeq and is a predicted model, not a curated record. NCBI's taxonomy places the organism in Eukaryota, Metazoa, Chordata, Actinopteri, Cyprinodontiformes, Cyprinodontidae. The transcript is spliced from 9 exons. The coding region runs from base 13 to 1230 and encodes 405 amino acids.
GACUCGUCCAAGAUGUUACUUUCUGUGCUGCUGCUGCUGCUGAUGGUUUGUGGAAUACAGUCCACUCAUUAUCAUGGUACUAUGAUGACCUACUACCCAAAGGAAAUUUUUUCAAAUGGAUCAGUCUCUGUAAUCCUUCAUUUUAAGUCUAACUCUCAAACCUGCACAGUUGAUUUAUAUUCUUGCACUGGCAACUGUGGUACUGAAAGCACAAUUAUAAUAAAUGCCAAGAUUGAGUCCAGUGCUUCCUGGUGCCAGACUGAAAGAAUCACAACUCGGCUGCUUCCCAACAACUCUCCUUUUCAGCUCUCAUAUGCCGGUGGUACCUGGUUUUCUAAUCUAAAUGGCAUCGACUCCUGGAGAGCUGUAACUAGCGUUGAACUAAGGGAAAGGUCUGACACCAUGCAAAUUAACUCAUCACCACAGACCAACACCUUUCCGGUCCUGAGGGUUCCUUCGAAUUGUUAUAUAAAUAUUAACUUGUUGGCCUUUGACCCUGAUGGAGACGUUGUCCGAUGUAGAUAUGCUGACCUUUCCCUGACAGAAUGUGCCUCACCCUGCACACCUCCACCUGUUCUCGCCCUCUCCUCUACUUGUACCCUGUCAUUCAGUGGAACCUCAACCAGUAAUGAAGGUUGGUAUGCAGUCCAAAUGGUGAUGGAAGACUUCCCCAGACAGUCAAUCACCUUGACUCAUAAUAAUGGAUCCUACAUUGUGAAAUCUACCAGUGAAGCAAUCAGCCAGAUACCCAUCCAAUUUGGCUUUCUAGUUGAUCCUGCAGUACCAUCCUGCACAAAAGGAUAUUAUCUGCCAGGAUUUCUGUCUCCAACUCCGGGCCAUGGAGCACAGUUCUACACUCACGUUGAUAAGGCUCUGGAGAUCAACAUCAGAGCAUCUGCGGCACACUCUGUGAUCUCUGAGCUCCUGUACAGCGGGCCAUCCAGUGUGGUAAAGACUUCUUUUGGAUCAGGAGAAUUCUCUCUGACAUGGACACCAUCUGCAGCUUAUGAAGAAGAGAGUCACCCCAUCUGUUUUGCCAUCCAGGCAAGUUACAGCAGUUCUGUGUAUCAGUCUGAGCUUCGAUGUGUCGUUGUGACAGUUAAAAAAAAACCAAAACCAAUCUUUCUUAAUGCUCUGAGAAUGAAGAUUUCCACUACGCUGUCACUGAAGGAUAAUCGUGACGUCAUUGAAAAUCUGGUCUGUAACCAAUGCUGUAAUUAUGUGGUAUAG